Molecule: messenger RNA, 1721 nt
Organism: Ceraceosorus bombacis
Lineage: Eukaryota; Fungi; Basidiomycota; Exobasidiomycetes; Ceraceosorales; Ceraceosoraceae
Source: the annotation of a GenBank genome assembly
AUGGGCAUUGUCGGUCUGCCCAACGUAGGCAAAUCCAGUCUCUUCAACGUCAUCGCCAAGUGCGACCUCGGAAAGAGCGCAAAUUUCCCAUAUGGUGUGUAUUCGGGAACAACAUGCCUAUACCAGCUGCGGCGCACUGCUCUAUACUGACUUGUCAGGCCUCGAUCUCGCCCAUUCGCAGCUACCAUUGAGCCAGAAGAAGCCCGCGUGCCGCUGCCCGACGAGCGCUUCCUGUGGCUUGUCGACCAAUACAAGCCCAAAUCUCAGGUUCCUGCCUUCUUGACCUGCAUCGAUAUCGCAGGCUUGACUGCUGGUGCUUCGACCGGUGCCGGUCUAGGAAACGCGUUCUUGUCCAACGUUCGCUCUGUGGACGGCAUCUUUCAGGUGGUCCGCGCAUUCGACGAUGCAGAAGUCAUUCACGUCGAAGGCGAUGUGGACCCUCUGAGAGAUAUGGAAAUCAUUAGCACAGAGCUGAGGUUAAAGGACAUCGAAUGGGUGGAGAAGGGCAUCGAGGCUCAAGCCAGAGUCGUCCGAGGUGCGACGGGUCUGGACAAGAAGAGGAAAGAGGAAGAUCUUGCCACCAUGCAGAAAGCCCUCAAGCUUUUGCAAGAAGACAACACGGAUGUGCGAAAGGGAGACUGGGGCAACAAAGAGGUGAGUGGUGCAGCGCAAUUGAAUGCCGAAAGGGGGCGAAAAGGAGACUUGGAACGGCAUCGAGGCAAGGCACGUCGAUGGCAGAUCAGCACACACGCAUGAUGAAUAAGAGGGCGCUAUUUGAGACCCUCGAAUUAUCUAACCCAGCUCGUCGAGGGGCCAUCAACCCUUAUGAGAAAAGAUACACAAUCUGACACGCGGUGCAGAAGGACUGGGUCGCAUUUCGAGCCAAGGCGAUGCACACCUGGCGGCAAUUUGCUGACGCCGAAAGUAAACGCAGAUUGACCUGUUGAACGACCUCAAGCUGUUGACUGCCAAGCCCGUCAUCUACCUCGUCAACCUGAGCGAGAAGGACUACGUCAGGAAGAAGAACAAAUGGUGCGUCCUUGCGUUGCAAACAGUAUUUCCGUGUCCCAGGGAGCUGACGGGGUCCGAAUUUUCUCUUCAGGUUGCCCAAAAUUCACCAGUGGAUCCAGGAUAACAACAAGGGUGAUCAGCUCAUCCCGUUCUCCGUCGCUCUGGAAGAACGUCUGCUCGCUCUCGGCAGCCCUGACGCUGAGGCCGAAGAGCUCAAGAAACUUGGCCCCAACGUGACUGGUGCCCUCGGCAAGAUUACCACAGCGGGCUACUCGGGACUUGACUUGAUCAAGUACUACACAUGUGGACCUGAUGAGGUCAGGGCUGUGAGUCAUACACUUGUCUCGCACCUCGUAGUGUGCCUCAGCCCGAGCAUUUUUGCUGACCUCCACUUUGUCGUGGGUUGUGCAGUGGACGAUCAGACAAGGUCUCAAAGCGCCCCAGGCCGCCGGUGUGAUCCACUCAGACUUCGAGCAAAAGUUCGUUUGUGGUGAAAUCAUGAGCUUUGACGAUCUCAAAGAGCACGGUAACGAAGGAGCAGUCAAAGCAGCAGGCAAGUACAACCAAAAGGGCAAGACUUACGAGGUGAGUAGUGCUGCUUCCCCAGACCGUUUUUUUUUUCCGACUUCAUCUCGUGAUUGAUCGUCCUUCCAAUUCUGCGCCUUUAGAUGGUGGAUGGUGACAUUGCGUACUGGAAGGCUGGUGGCUAG